AUGGCUGGAUCCAUGGCAGGUAUGACAGCAGUUAUCUGUACUUACCCUCUUGACAUGGUUCGAGUACGCCUAGCAUUCCAGGUGAAAGGGGAACACACUUAUACAGGAAUUAUUCAUGCAUUCAAAACGAUUUAUGCAAAGGAAGGUGGUUUCCUUGGAUUUUACAGAGGCUUGAUGCGUACUAUAUUAGGAAUGGCUCCAUAUGCAGGUGUUUCAUUUUUUACUUUUGGUACCUUAAAGAGUGUUGGGCUUUCCUAUGCUCCCACCCUUCUUGGCAGACCUUCAUCAGACAAUCCUAAUGUCUUAGUUUUGAAAACUCACAUAAACUUACUUUGUGGUGGUGUUGCUGGAGCAAUAGCACAGACAAUAUCCUACCCAUUUGAUGUAACACAUCGGCGAAUGCAGUUAGGAACUGUUCUUCCAGAAUUUGAAAAGUGCCUUACCAUGCGGGAGACUAUGAAGUAUGUCUAUGGACACCAUGAAAUUUGA
Rangifer tarandus platyrhynchus (Svalbard reindeer) is the source of this 489-nucleotide messenger RNA. Lineage: Eukaryota; Metazoa; Chordata; Mammalia; Artiodactyla; Cervidae. The record is from the annotation of a GenBank genome assembly.